This is a messenger RNA of Melampsora larici-populina 98AG31, 291 nucleotides long. RefSeq lists its product as uncharacterized. The transcript has a single exon. The coding region runs from base 1 to 291 and encodes 96 amino acids. Lineage: Eukaryota; Fungi; Basidiomycota; Pucciniomycetes; Pucciniales; Melampsoraceae. The record is from RefSeq and is a predicted model, not a curated record.
AUGCAGUUUAAGUCUUGUCAGCGUGAAUACAUUUGUGGAUUAUAUACGCAACUCACCGAAUCCCGAGAACACUCGUGUAAGAUAGUCACGAACUCGACUGGAGAGCCUCGACCCGCGAUAGCCCGUGUACCCCACUCUAGCACGACACCGGUUCCCAUGGCCAUCACAUCCCCGGUGAUCGAAUAUUCUGAGUCCUGGACUGCGACAACCUCCACCGACUCCUUGCGACUGGUAAACCACGUUGUGCAACUCGCCCCCUCAGCAGCAUUUAUGGGCCCCUCGACUCGGUAA